Molecule: messenger RNA, 10641 nt
Organism: Wyeomyia smithii (pitcher-plant mosquito)
Lineage: Eukaryota; Metazoa; Arthropoda; Insecta; Diptera; Culicidae
Gene: Hr3
Product: probable nuclear hormone receptor HR3
Exons: 12
Coding region: 2925-5861 (978 amino acids)
Biological process (GO): regulation of transcription by RNA polymerase II
Cellular component (GO): nucleus
Molecular function (GO): zinc ion binding; nuclear receptor activity; RNA polymerase II cis-regulatory region sequence-specific DNA binding
Source: RefSeq, a predicted model, not a curated record
AUAUAGCGGUUCUAUCGGUUUGUUCGCUUCCUAGUUCCAGACCAGUCUGCGGCGUUAUUUUUGGUCAUUCGUUCGACGGAAAUACCAGCGAAGGAUUUCUGAUCCGGAUUAAAUCCCUGUUUUCGGUGCAGUGGGAACACUAUAGUCCCUGUUUCGAGUGUGCUGUCGGAAGCGGUCUAAACUUGGCCGCAAGUCGGGAAAAGUGUCUUGUAGUGAGAAUUUUUUUUUUCGGAUUUUCGAUGGGUCGCCGGAAAUAGUUAGGCCGACCGUUUGCUCAAAGAAAACGAACGUGUCGUUCUGAGUUUGUAUUUAUUUCGAUACUUGAAUAAAUGUGAUCGACUACAGCAGAUUUUGACAUCGGAUCAGUUUCAAUCGCCGUCGUUAUUGUGACGUUAAUAGUAUUAAAAGAAGUAUCAGUCACCAAUACCAAUAGCACAUGAUACGUACAGAAAUCUACGAUGAGCCGAGCAGUGUGUGCACUUAAUUAAGUGAAUAAGCAAAUUUCGCAAAGUUUUCAAACCUGUGCAAGUGUCAUUCCCUUUAGAGGUCACUCCGAUCCACGACGGAACCGAUUCCCAGUCGGGAACCAGCGGUCCGAUCGCUUUGAUCUACUGUUGUGAAAGUAGGUGCAAAGAAAAGGUGUGAAAUAGUUCGAAUCGACCGUACAGCAAAAAAAAAAAUACGAAGAAUGAUUUUUUUCAUGAAAAAUGGAUAGGUUCAAUGACACGAGAGUGAGAAGCAAACACACAACCUAAGCCAGUGAAAAGAAAGAAAAAAGUAUACAAAUAUAAAUAUAUUGGUUAAUAUACACUCUCAUAUUCUUGAAUGGCUACACGUCGAAGUCACACCGAGAGCGGGAGUGCCAAGAAGAGCAGGAGUGACAGAGAGAACGCAAACGAUCGAGAACACAGUGCCAGUGGGGUGGGCUGCAGUGGUUAGGGGGCGGAACAGAGCACUCUAGUGAAAAGGGAGCUACUACCAGCAGCAAAAAUAACAACAACAACGGCUCUAGUGCUACCGCGAGUGGCCAAGAAGGGAAUGACAUACACUCAGCUAGAUUUUGGGAAACCUGCCACGGUCGUCGUCGUAGGGGCUUGUUCAGAACGCAAGUUUGCGUGUAAUAAAAAACCGCGUGUAUUCGGACUACUAACACUACCGCGACGGAUAAGUUUGGUUGAACAUUAAGGCGGUAAUUGGGGAAUCCGAAAUGUCAAUCUUUGGCGCGAAACUAUUUAAAUAAGUUUUUGAAAGAAAGUUUUGAAAAGUUCUAAAUCGUAUUUGCUUUGUUUCGUAAGGGCUUUUUCACGCUAUCCGAUCUGGUGUCUCAUAAAUGGAAUGAUUCUUCUGAAAGCUAGAUUUGGCAAUACGUAGUGUACAGUUCAGUGCCUUCUGGUCCGGUCGACCGGAAGUGGCUGCCACCAUAACUCAUGAAUGGUAAUAACGGUGGAGAAGAUACCUCGCAGUUUUCGGUGCUAGCAGGGUUUAUGUCAUACAUCGUGGUUUACCGUGCUGUAAGAAAUAAAACCCACAAAAGCUGUGACUAGGAGCGUUCCUUGAACCCCCAAACGUCACAGUGUUGAUCGGAAGCUAUACGCAAGGAUGAGUUAUGGUGGCGGCAUUCAACGUAGUUGCCGAAAUUGUGAAGAAACGUCAGCGAUCAGUCGUUGUUUGUGUCUGCGUGUGUUUGCCUCUGCUGAAUUUUUACAGGAAUUUUACGCACUCAUAGGAUACAAAGGAUCUUACCCACUCAAAUUUUUACAAUAAUCGCGAAGAAAUUUUAUGAAAUUUGAUAAAAAAAAGUGAAAAACUGAAGUGUACCGCAGAAGCGUGAAAAGCGAAAAAUGUGAAAAGGAAAAUCAAGGUUAGUCGUAAACCGAAAAUCAGUAUAGUGCAACAGUGAAUACAUACACAAGAUAAUAGCAGCUGCUAGAGCUGACGAGAAAAACGGUUGGCCAACAUUGGCUUAACCAACUGCUUCCUCAACAAAGCCCAAAACGGGAGCCUUCUGCGUAGGAACUACGGUUUCAUUGAUUCGAUAACAACUGAUUUCUCCGCCAGUGCUUAUAACCAGUUCAUGCAUAUGCAAAUUCGAAAUUGAAUGGAUUUGUUCAAAUAUUUAUUCAAUAUUUAAAACAACGAAACUGUGAGCUGUACAAAUAUAUACAAGAAAAUAGGCAACCAGUUGAAAUAACAAAUCGUUCCUGUCGAAAAAAAAACCAAGCUCAAUAGUUCACCGGUAAGGUCAAACAGCGUACGGCUCAGAGAGAAAGAUAUUAAAAAAAUCCAAUCCAACGCGGAGCUCUUUCAUGCCGGCAAAGUUUAAUUAAAAACAAAAUUUACAUAAAUUCGCAGGAAUCCGGCUUAAAGAAGUGAAAGGAAAGAUUAAAACUUUAACGCUCCAGAGAGUGGAAUAAUCUGUAAUAUACCAAAAUCGAAAAACUGUUAUCGUAGAGUUAAAGUGAAUUUUACCUCAUGUACUUAUAAAACGUACCGAGAGUGUAGAAAAACUGAGAAAAGACAACACCAUUGCAGUCUGUAGAACGUUGCUGCAAAAUCAUCGUGUAAACAGUAAAACACCGUUCGGCAAACAGGAUCAAAAGGUGCAACGCGAACCAAGCAUUACUCUUUCAUCGCAUCCGAAACAUUCCGGUUCCGUCAACAGCAUUCAUCCGCCGGUCAACAUAACAGGAUUAGUGAAGAUGACUGCUGAAUGCAUUGAGGAUUUGUAUCCCACUUAAUCCCACGCUACGAAGGCGUCCCACCCUUCUGUCGGAUUGUUUCACGGAACAGAAAAGACGAAUAGCGUGGUUUCCGUUUGUUAAUUGUUUGGUAGUUCCAAAGAUUAAAAUCUUCAUAGUGUGUGCGUGCGCGCGCGAAAGGGUGGCAACUGAGUGAGUGCGCCUGAGUGAAAGUGACCGCAAAGCAUGGAUAGUGAAUUCACCGAUUUCUUCAACCAAACCUGGAACAGUAAAUUUCGAGCUGGACUCGCUGGCGAUGGAGGUGCCGGUAGCAAUGGUGGCGGCAGUGGCCCUGGGACAGGACCCGGAAGUGGACAUGGUUUGUUUGGAGCAGCUUCCGCAGCAGCAAUGGCUUCUGCUCCAAAGCUUUCUUCGAGACUAACUCAAACGCAACAACAGCAGCAGCAGCAACAACAACAACAGCAAAUGUCUGCUGGUUGCAAUUCUUCCGGAGGAACUUGUACAAACAACAGUUCUCUCCGGAAUGACAACCUGCUUUCCGAUACCCGCCUUUUUCUGAACGAAAUUGCCAAUAGCCAUAAAAACCAGCAACAACUCCAACAGCAACAUAAUCAAAACAAUAGAAACCUAUUUACAACGGGCAUUGCAGCUGCCGCAACGACUGAAUUACGUGAUACAAAUUUAGGGCCUUUAAGAAAUACCAGUAGCAGUAGUAGUACCAACCCUAGCAGUAACAGCAUCAAUACCAGUAGUAAUAGUGUCCAUAAUAGUCAUAGUUUUACUCGUGAUACCAGAGAGUUUCCCAAGCUCAGCCAUCGACUAAUGCAACCAUUGAACGAUGCUAGCACUUCCGGUGGCCCGGCCGGCACCGGAGCGAACUCCGCAAGUAACGGCAGUUCCAGCACCGGCCGACAUUCAGGGAUACUGAAUCAGCAAGAUUUCAAUGCGUUCUGUUCGUCACUGUCGGCUGCUGCGGCGGCCGCUUCGGCGGCAACCACCAGCGAUCUGGCCGACAGUACAACGCCGCCACCUUCGUCGGUGGUCGGCUCCGGCAGCGGCUCGUCAACGCUCAACACUAACAAUCUGCUAGCGGCGGCUGCAGCUGCCGCGGCCGCAGCUGGUGCCGAGCUGGGCGGGACAGCGAGCGAUUUGCUCGGCCUGGGCGGCCAUCCGCAUGAGAAGAAACCGCCGAAUUCAAUUCGAGCGCAAAUCGAGAUCAUACCCUGCAAAGUAUGCGGCGACAAAUCGUCUGGAGUCCAUUACGGCGUGAUAACGUGCGAAGGUUGCAAAGGAUUUUUUCGUCGCUCCCAGAGCUCAGUGGUCAACUAUCAGUGCCCCCGGAACAAGCAGUGCGUCGUUGAUCGAGUCAACCGGAAUCGGUGUCAGUACUGUCGACUGCAAAAGUGCCUAAAGCUUGGAAUGAGCCGCGACGCGGUAAAAUUUGGUCGAAUGUCGAAGAAACAACGGGAAAAGGUAGAAGACGAGGUACGGUUUCAUCGAGCUCAGAUGCGUGCCCAGAGUGAUGCGGCACCCGACAGUUCUGUGUUUGACACCCAAACGCCCUCGAGUAGUGACCAGCUGCACCACGGCUACAAUGGAUAUGCGUACAACAACGAGGUUGGUUACGGCAGUCCCUACGGCUACUCGACAUCGGUCACCCCGCAGCAAACGAUGGGCUACGACAUCUCAGCGGAUUACGUGGAUAGUACAACAACUUAUGAACCUAGAAGUACGAUAAUAGACCCAGAUUUCAUAAGUGGACACAACAAAGACAGCUCACCAAACCAUCGAGCAAUAACGCUGAACGACAUUCGUUUAGCGCGAGUUCAACAGACUGCAACGGCUACCGCUAACAGUAGUGCCGGCGGAGGCGGAGGUUCACAAUCGCAGCAACAGCAGCAGCAGCAGGGUCAACAACAACAGCAGCAAUUGCCCCAGCAACAACAAAACCCCAACCAGCAAACAGCAAUAAGCACUCUCUCUAAUCAAACCUCCGGCAACAAUAACAAUAACAGCACACAUAGUACAAUAAUCACCAUCAAGCAGGAGCAACUCACGAACGUGGACAGCAUCGUUGGAAGUUUCGUGGAUUCUACAACCUUCCUGCCAUCGCCCAACAGUCAACAGCAGAUGGUAAACCCGAACCUGGUGCAUACCAGUGGUGCUAACGGACCCGGGAUGCCUCAAACCGUGGUUUCCGGUUCAGAAGUCACAGGUAACAGCAUAAGGCGUAGCGAUUGCUGCCAGCAGAAUCCAGUGUCUACUGUCGGAAACGGUACCGGUGCCGGUGUGGCCGAUGGUAUUGGGUUACCUCAGUCACAUCUCCCUAGCCAGAAUACACCGGUUUCUUUCGGCGAAGACGAUAGCUCCUGCGAUUCGCACUCGAAAUGGGCUGAAGGUGACAUCAAUGACGUGUUGAUAAAGACCCUGGCGGAAGCGCAUGCGAAUACCAACCACAAGCUGGAAAUAGUGCAUGAAAUGUUCCGAAAGCCACAGGACGUCACCCGCAUUCUGUACUACAAGAACAUGAGCCAAGAAGAGUUGUGGCUGGACUGUGCGGAGAAACUAACGGCCAUGAUUCAACAGAUCAUCGAGUUCGCCAAACUGAUACCGGGUUUCAUGCGGCUAAGUCAAGAUGAUCAGAUUCUCCUGCUGAAAACUGGCUCAUUCGAACUGGCGAUCGUGCGCAUGUCUCGACUGAUGGAUCUCUCAACCAACUCCGUGCUGUACGGUGACAUCAUGCUACCGCAGGAAGUGUUCUACACGUCCGACUCGUUCGAGAUGAAACUGGUGGCGUGCAUAUUUGAGACUGCGAAGAGUAUCGCCGAGCUGAAGCUGACAGAGACGGAGCUGGCACUGUACCAGAGUCUUGUCCUACUGUGGCCUGAGCGAAACGGUGUACGGGGUAAUACGGAAAUUCAGCGAUUGUUCGAAAUGAGCAUGUCCGCCAUACGGCAGGAGAUCGAGGCGAACCACGCACCACUCAAGGGUGAUGUGACAGUGCUGGAGAUCCUGCUGAAUAAAAUCCCUACCUUCCGUGAGCUCUCCAUCAUGCAUAUGGAAGCGCUACAAAAGUUUAAGCAAAAUCACCCGCAGUAUGUGUUCCCCGCGCUGUACAAGGAGCUCUUCUCGAUCGACUCGCAGCAGGACCUAAUGACAUAACAGGAUCACCAGCAGCAACCGCAGUCACAGCCACUUCCGGAACAGAACUCGGAUCACAUUACACUACCCGCAGCAUCCGUCACCGAAUUUCCUCAACCCCAUCAGGACCUUCAACAUCAUCUAAUGCAACAACAGCAGCAACAACAACGAGAAGAGCAGUACUUGCUGAGGAACGCACCGGAGGAAAUGGAAAGUGACGGCAGUGACAAGCCGACCGAUGCACCCCCAGCAGCAGCAGUUAAUGAAAAUAACACCUUUAUCAUCAUCAUCCAGCAGGACGGCGAAGUAAUCACCCAAACCAAGUAGAAGACACAAAAACGCCUAUCGAUAGGCAAUGUUUGCGCAGCUGUUUCUGUUUUACUCAGAGCUGCACUAACUUCGUUUAGCGUGUGUCUGCGAUCCGAGCAAGCGUGUGCCACUUUUCUGUGAGCAACGGGGAAAAGUGCACAACACGCAGACUAUUGAACACGGUUACACUGAAGGAAAAAAAAAUGAACACUAGUUGUGUUGUUUGGAUACUUUAUCACUUAUAACACCCCUCUCGCUCAUACGAAGGCAUGGCAUACUUUUCGGAAGUUUUGCGCGAUUGCUAGUUAAGAAAGUAAGUGAAACGUUAGAGAAUAAACAAACAAGAAAACAGAGAGCGAUAGUAAUUGUUGAUGUAAAUGAAUUUAAUGAUUGUUAUAUUAUUUUAAAAGUUUUAAUUUAUAUCUCUUUUUGUUUGUCUCUGGUCUUCAUUAAAGAUUUUUGCUUUAUUUUAAACAGUAAAAGAAAAGAACAGAAUGAUGUAACAUUUAGAAGAGUUUAUAUAUACUAGUGUGUUAAGUUUACUUUUACCGUAUGAAUCGCAAAUGUAGGACACACAUACACGAAUACACUGUAACGCUUGUUUUGUCAUCAGUGACGGUUGCUUGAACACAUCCAGCUGCCUUUCUGUACAUUUUUCAGUAGCAGUGGCAAAAGGAUUUUCCCACCCUCUUGAUUUGUUUUUUGUUGAAAUGUUUUUAUCUGUUUUGAUUUUCAAAUAUUUUUUCUUCAAUCGCGGCGAACGUACAAAAUUUGUUUCAUUUUCAAGCUCCCCAUAAGGGACCGAUACUAGAGUAAAAAUACACUUCAAUCCUUGGUUUCCCGUAGGAGUACUAAUGUUUUGAAGAGAAAAUGAUAUAAAAUGCAAAAAUUGAAUCUCUCUCUAAAACGUCUUUAGGUAAGUAAAUUUUCCAUUUUUGUUGGAAAGUAAAAAAUACACAAAAAAUAUCGUGGAAAUGUGCAAGCGCAAAUUAAGAGACGAAACAAACAUUUUUUAUAUGUUUUCUGUUUUUUAGUAAGUUGUGGUAACUUUUGUAUUUUGCUUAUGAUUUUUUCUCUUACCGGUAUAAAUCCAGUACAUGAUUGCUUACAACAACAAAAAUAAUAGUGGAAAAGGUAAUAUAACAAAAUUUAAACCAAAACCUACGUAUGAAAGGGUUCAAAACAGUAUUAGCAAAGAAGUAACAAAAAUGAACGAAACGAAAAGGUUCAGGACUCGAACACUCUGACUCCGAUAGUUUGGAAGUAUUUUUUGGAUGAUGGAAAGAUUCAAUAUUCUUAGCAUUAUACUUCAUUCGCUGAACAAAAGAAAAUCAAAACUUCAAUUCAGAAUUACCAGCACCAGUUUAUAAGAAACCCAGUUUGAUUUAGCAAUUUGCCUGUUAAUUACGUGUUUCAUUUUUCGAGCAAGACUUUCUGAAUUUUGAAACUUUGUUCUUAUGUUUGAGUCACAGUCGUCUUUCCUUCCUGAUAGUGUUUAACAUAGCCCGAUACCAUUAGCAAUGAAUCAAAAGCUAGUUCCCAUCCAAAUGAAAUAGCAACCAAAAUCUCUCUUUUUCUCUCUCUAUCUUUUUCUCUUCAGACGUAAACAAAAUCCCUGAGUCAUUUGAACAAACAAAAAAAUAAUCAGACAACCUGAUAAUUAUUAGGAAUGCCCCUCCAUAUAAAUUUGUAAGAGAAAUGGAAACAAAACCGUACUGAAAUUAGAGUUAGGUUCUUUUUCUAAAUUUUUGAGAAAAAAAAAACAAAUAUGCACAUAUACCUAACAUUUCAAUAAUUAUAAUUGUUAGAAGAGAAAAUCCAAUUCAGAUCAGCAAACCGAGGAGAAACGCGCGCACUGAUUUACUACUAGGAAACGGAAAGGUGUUUUUGUUCUUAAGUUAAUAGCAAAGACUUGUAUAGUGAAGCGAACGGUUUAGUUUGAAUAACAGAAAAGAGAGUAAAUCGCACACUUCCAUACCCGUUGAUGCGUGACGAAAAUAAGAAGAAGAAAACAAACUAAGACAAGUGAUUUACCUGUCAAGUUAUAUCACCAAACCCGGCGGAAGUGGAUCGCGGAAUGCGCAGACACGGAAAAGUUACACAGUCUGCAGUAGACCUUACUGCGGCUUAGAAAAUGAGAACUUAUAAAUGUAUGGGUGCUUCUAUAUAUAUAAAAGAAUGAUAAAAUUAUAUAUAUUUAAACAAAAGUAUAAACUAAAACAAUUACAAAAGAAAGGUUUAAAUAAACAAAUUACACACAUGCAGACGAAGAGAAAAUCAUAUGCGGAAACAGUUAAAAAUCACAGAAGACGAAAAAAAAUACACACACAUGUUGAAACGUAAAUCGAAUAUAUAUUAUCGCGGGAGAUGAGCCAGCAAUUGGGCGGACUGGACACAAACACAAAACACUGACUGUAACAUUUUCGCAUCAAAUUCGACUGCCACGAGCCUAGCUGCUGGUCUGUCCCCGUUUUCUUUUCAUGAAUGUAAGAAUUAAUUGCCUUAAAUGAUAUAUAUUACAUAAUAUACAAUAUAAAAUUAUAUUUAAAAAUGCAAACGUAAAGAAACAACCACAACAAUUAUUGGAAAAACAAUGACGAUUAAGCGAGAGGAAAGCUAUUUUUCUCUCUCAAGAACACACACACAGACACAGGCAGUGAUGAAAAAGAAGCAAAAGAGAGAAUAAAACACGUAGAAAUAAUUGAUUUUUUUUCUAAUCACAAAUUCAAAGGAGUAAAUUUGUCAUUAUGAUACAGUAAGAAUAGUUAUCUAAAUUCUAUACAUAAAUAUAACACAAUAAUUUUAAGCUGAUGAACAUAACUGAGAGGACAAGAAGGAAAAUCUAAUAUAAUUUAAAUUAAUUUAAACUUCGGAUUCUGAUGCAGAAGUUAUAAAUAGUUAAAUCGAGGAUCAACGCAAGCCUCGUAUGAAUUUCAUGGAACGCAAAGAAGCAAAUCUUAAGGAAACAAACAAAAAUACAGCAACCUAGAAAAAAAAAAUAGCGAAAUUCGGGUAGGUUUUAAGUUUCACUGAAUAUUAUAAUCUAUUAUACAUAAUAAUUAUUAUGAUCGAUUAAUAAACUGAUUAAUCCUUAUUAUUGUUGUUUUUUCUAUUUUUUGCUCUUUUUCUACAAAGGAUAGACUUUUAUUGUAGUUGUAUAUCUUUUUACUAAGGAUAACACUAGCUAAUUAUAAAAGCACUAUUAUACACAUACGAGUACAUAAAUCUUUUUUGGAUUCAUUAAAGUACUAAGUAGGUAAACUGAUAAGCAUAAUACUGUUGAAUAAAUUAGUUGAGAAGUGAAUCGACUUUUGUUCUGUUUUGUUUUGUUCUUUACUUACACUAGUAAAAUUGACAGAACUAAUCCAAUGGAGCAGUUACUUCAGUAGAAUUCGGUUCUAUCGAAAUUAGUGAAAAUUUAAAUGUAUUAUUAAACAACAACCAAACCAAGCGCGCUAAAAUACCAACCAACUGAACUAUUCAUCUCGCUGAAUUAAGUUUCAAUAAGUUGUUGGUUGUUGCAUCGAUCAAGAUAACCCAUGGUAUACGGUAAUAAAAAACAGUUUUCAGUCGCGAAAGGGUGGAAAAAAGAUCCGUGGAUGAAGUCCUACUAUGUUUAAGAAUCUUUCAUCGUACUUUGUAUGUACCAAUCACUCCGACUUGUAACGAACGAUAAGAUUGUAAUCCUAAAAACGCACAAAUGUUUACCAAUCGGAAUUAAGCUUUCACAUACGAAAAUCACCCAAAUAUUAUCUACCUAACUUUUCUUAAAAUCUUGAUUGUACUCUUUCGCCCAUUAAGUUGAACGGUAUUUGCGAAGAGCAAUGCAAUGAAAUGAUAAAAAUUUGAUCAUUGUGUUUAAGUUGUCACGCGCAUCGGUGGUAAAGGAAUAAAACAAUCUUCUAUUUAUUUCUCUGUCUUUCGAUAAUCCCUCUAACUCACUCAUAUACCGCGAUAAAGUAAUCCGUAAAAUUCUAAUUCUAAUAGAACACAGACUAAUGCAUUUAAAACGCAAGCAAACAUUGUUUUGCCAUUUUGAAACAUUGAUUAUGAAAAGCGAAAAAUCUUGUUUCAGUAAAUACAAAACAAAGGACAGAAAAUAACACAUGUUGAUACUCCUUUUAUUACCAAGACACAAAAAAGACUAACAAAAGUAACAAAAGAAAACAUAAAACAACUUGGCAAAAACAACUUUUAUUAAAACUAUUGGAAGUAAACAAGCUGCCCUAAAACCGUACUGACAGUAAGUAUGUCCGUUUGGUUCCAACUGACGCAAGCUAACCGUAAAGAGAUCGAUGCAAUUGCAACAUAAGAAAAGGCAUGAGAAAUAUCUAUACGCAAGAAAAAACAUGAUACAAGAUCUGAAAGCAAAGCAAAAGAAAAGUACUAUGUCGACUAACAGCAAAAGAAAACAAAAACCCAACAAAUAUAAUCAUUCAGAGAUGAAAACGAGAAAUAUAGAAAAAAAAAUGGUACGUCUUUAUUAGUGAAA